AUGCCUUCGCCUGUGCUGUACCUCAGUCGCGCCAAUAAACGCUUUGUCAAGAAAGUGGUGAGCUUGAUGUACGCGACUGUGACAAUUGCGAUGAUCACCCUGUUUGUUCGAGACUGGACGCAGUUGUCAUGGCAAAUUGAAACCUCUGGCUCUCAGGGCCGCUCUAGACAGCUAAGAUCUGUGGAAAUUUAUACUGAAAUUGAAUUAGUACCGGGAACGACAGAAAGCAAGGGCCAUCGGCUCGAAAGACCAACUCCAGCGACCGAGCCAACGAAAGCAACUGCAGAAAAUAGGGAGACUACAAGUGCUACCGCUGCUGCAACCACAGGAAGUGUAGACCCUUCUUUACCACAUAAGACUACAUUGACAACAAGGACAACUUGCAAUCGGCACUACUUUCUCCUUAUUGUAGUGUCCUCUUCACCAGCACAUUUUAAUCAGCGGGUAUUGAUCCGUCAAACUUGGGCAUCUGAUAGCUUCUUAAAUAGCCGAUGGAAGACGGUAUUUUUGCUGGGACAGAGUGAAAACUAUACAGAGGAACUACAGCGCGAAGAGGAGUUCUACGGUGAUUUAAUUCGAGCGGAUUACUACGAAAACUACUGGAAUCAAACCUUCAAGAUAGAAAUGGGAUUCGAGUGGGCUGAUCGAUAUUGCAGUUUCUCAUUUCUGCUAAAAGCAGACGACGAUGUAUUUAUCAAUAUGCCCGCCGUCCUCAACCUGUUGAACAAGUCAUCCACACCCAAGGAAAAGCUUUAUAUGGGGUUUGUUUACAAGAAUCCUGUCGUUCAAAGGAAGGGUAAAUGGCUGGUUACAAGAGAGGAAUACAAUGAGACCCAUUUUCCAAACUUCUGCGCUGGGCCUGGCUUCAUCCUAUCGAGAGAUGUAGUGCGUUUGUUUGUGGAUAUUUUUGACACUAUACCCAAGUUUAAGAUUGAUGAUGUUUAUGUCGGAAUGCUAGCGAAAAAAGCCGGGGUGACCGGUAUGCAUAAUUCAGGUUUUCAGACGCCACCAUAUUUAUCAAAAACAUGCGUAUUACUCCAUAACACUCUGGUGCGACAUGGCGCUAUGGGAGAAUGCCUACUUAAACUCUACCGAAAGUCCAUGCCAAUCUUUAGCUAG
Molecule: messenger RNA, 1119 nt
Organism: Porites evermanni
Lineage: Eukaryota; Metazoa; Cnidaria; Anthozoa; Scleractinia; Poritidae
Source: the annotation of a GenBank genome assembly